AUCCACGUCCUGGCAAUAUCUGGGGAAACAGUCCGCAACUGCUGUCCAUGAUCUGGAUGACUUCAUUCAGGGUCUAAUCUUGUUCUGCCUGUCUCCGCUGGCUCAGUAACUUGUGACUCUGUUCUCCUUCCCGGUCUCUUUCAUUGUUCCAGCUACUUGGCGUGUCUGCUGACUCCCACAAAACUUCAUCUCCCGCAAGACCCGGUCGAGGAUCUCUCAUUUUCUCCUUCUUUCCCCCCUUCCACCGAGAAGUCUCAAGAAACUGGGGAUUCUGUCCUAGUCUUUGCCGUUGUUCCACUCCACCAUGGGUGACGACGAACACCGUCCUAAGCGUUCCCGCUUCGAUCAGACCGAGCCGGAACCCCGACGACGUUCGCGAUUUGAUCGUCGUUCACGCUCUCCCUCGUCACGGAAACCAGACUCGGUUCGAGCUCGAAGCCCUCUUGGUCAUGAGUCGCGAAGCCCCGAUGCAGAUGCAUCGAAAUCUACCCCUACGGAUCCUGCUGCAGCUGCAGCGGCCGCAGCAGCCAGGAUCAAUGCUCAACUGCAAGCGAAGAAAGGCAUUCAGCAUGUCGACGUUCCUCCGAUUCGAUCGACCUCGAGCCCCGUCCCAAAAUCCGCCUCCCCUUCCGCCGCGGAGUCUAAAUUGAACACGGACACGUACAUUGCUGAUGGCGAUUACAUCAGGGAUAUUGAGAUUAAUGAUCUCCGCAAUCGUUAUACACUGACAAAGGGCUCUACACAGAAGAUGAUUAAAGAUGAGACUGGCGCCGAUGUCACCACUCGAGGAAAUUACUAUCCGGAUAAAAGCAUGGCCACUGCUGCGAAUCCUCCCUUGUAUCUUCAUGUUACUAGCACGACUAAGGAAGGCCUCGAAAAAGCUGUUGCCAAGAUUGAGGAGCUCAUGCAGAAAGAGCUGCCUAAUUUGGUCGAUGAGCGUCGUUUCCGUCGGCGAGAGCAGCCUGAGCCAUUUGAGCGUGAUGAAUACGGCCGGCGCAAAUGGCCGGAGGAACGCAUUCCCGUUGAUCUCGAGCCAAUCCCUGGAUUUAACCUACGCGCCCAGGUUGUCGGGCAGGGAGGUGCGUAUGUGAAGCAUAUCCAGCAAAGAACCCGGUGUAAGGUCCAGAUCAAAGGCCGUGGUUCUGGCUUUGUGGAGCAAAGUACCGGUAGAGAGAGCGACGAGCCGAUGUACUUGCAUGUAGCUGGCCCCAAUCCCGACGACGUGAAAGUCGCGAAGGAGCUCUGCGAAGAUCUGCUUUCAAAUGUGCGAGAGCAAUAUCAGCGAUUUAAAGAGAAUCCACCCCAGCACAAUUAUGGCGGCUACGGUCAACGCGGAGACCGUUACCACUACGGUGGUGGCUAUGGCGGUGGUUAUUCGAACCACAACCAUCAUCAGCGCCAGGGAACGCCAGCCUCUGCAAGUCCGUCUACGCAAGCAGCGCCAGGAGCAACGGCCACCGUUGCUGCUGGAAGUCCUACUGACUAUAGCGCUCAAUAUGCUCAGUAUUACGGAUCGGAUCCAUAUGCCGCCUAUGGUGGAUAUCAGAACUAUGUCGCAUAUUAUCAAUACUACCAGCAGGCAGCUCAGCAAAUGCAACAACAGGCGCAGCAGGAUGCAGAUCAGUCUCAAGGUUCUGCUCCACCGCCACCCCCAGCGAGCGAGGCGCCUCCACCACCUCCCCCUCCUGGGUCUGGCUCUCCUCCCCCUCCACCUGGCGGAAGCUAUAACGCUGUCCCGCCACCACCUGGUCUCUAAGUCAGCCCAACCCCUAUGAGAACAGCCUUUUUUUGACUCUUGAAAUAUUAGAAAGCAAGGGCACCCCUCAUUACAUGCGGAAAGAUGUACCAACGAAAGAUGUACAAAUAUCUAUUUCUCCUCUUUUGUUGCUAUUCUUUCGUGCUUUAAGUACUAGCUUCUCUUUGCGGAUUCUUUCAUUUCGACUACGGAGUAACUUGGUCAUUAUACUGUAGGCUGAAGGUAGGUAUCUAGAUAGGGUCUCGCUCGUUCCUCUUCGGGGUCGUUAUGGACUACUCCAUGUUUUCCCUCAUAAUACAAUACAUAUAGGCAUUAUUGGUAGUACUUUCUUGUCUAUGUCCCUAAUGAAUGAACAUAAAUAGAAGAAGCCAUCCAU
Messenger RNA from Monascus purpureus, 2132 nucleotides. Lineage: Eukaryota; Fungi; Ascomycota; Eurotiomycetes; Eurotiales; Aspergillaceae. The record is from the annotation of a GenBank genome assembly.